Rhineura floridana is the source of this 2449-nucleotide messenger RNA. RefSeq names its product sterile alpha motif domain containing 14 (gene SAMD14). Gene Ontology annotation, cellular component: cytoplasm; postsynaptic density; actin cytoskeleton. Lineage: Eukaryota; Metazoa; Chordata; Lepidosauria; Squamata; Rhineuridae. Gene Ontology annotation, molecular function: actin filament binding. Bases 349 to 1617 code for a protein of 422 amino acids. The record is from RefSeq and is a predicted model, not a curated record. Gene Ontology annotation, biological process: neuron projection development; calcium-mediated signaling; actin filament organization. The transcript is spliced from 10 exons.
CUCCCUGGGACCAUCCCAGUCCCAGUUUGGGUAUUUCAGAGGUCAGUUUAAAAAAAAUAAAAACCAGCACCGCAAAGCUGCAGUCUUCACCACGAGAGCCCUGCCUUGGAUCUGUGUUUCUUCCUCCUCUCGUCUCUUGCCUUUCUCCUCCGCCGCCCGAUGCUUUAAUUUUGGAGGCGAACAUCACAGGGACAAAAAGAUAAUCAUCAGCAUAACAAUCGGAACCGGCGGGAGACUCGGAGAGGCAAUGGGGGGGAAGAAAAAUGGCCCUGGAAUCCAGGCAUGGAAUUCGUAGAAGAUCUCUAGGAGAUUUUUGGGGAUGCCUCCGUGCCUCAGAUUUACUUCAUUAUGUCUUCCUCCAAACUCCAAGAUGUAGAUGAGGUUUUUGAUUUUAAUGAUGUGAUUCCAGAGACCCAGAGGCUGGACAGCAGUUUGCAGAAGGCCCGGGCCCAGCUCUCCGCCAAGGGCAGACGGCAGCGUCCCUCUCGGUCCCGUCUGAGCGACAGCGUCAGCUCCACGGAAGGGGAUGAGAUCCUGGAGAAGAAGGCGGGCGAUAGCUGUGGAAGUCCACUCCACCGCCUGAGGUCCCCUCUUCAUGGUUCACUCCAGGCCUCAUCGCCCCUCUCUGGUUCCUCACCCUUCACCCGCACUGCUGAAUUCUCCUUUGAUGCCCCGACAGUCCGACGGUCGCUGGAACAGGAGGAGCAUGCUUCGUCACCUCUCAUCCGUUAUCGACCUCUGACCAACACCUCUUCCCAGGAAGCCUUAGGGGGCACCCCUACCAGCUCUUCACCCAAGUCCUGCCACAGUUCAGACAGUUCGCCUAUCUAUGCACGCAGAGAGAGGCACAGUGGAGACGACAGCCAGGACACGAGUCCACCAGAGCCUGCAAGCCCCACUAUUGGGCUCGACAAGAAAACCCGGCGAAAGUUUCUGGAUUUAGGGGUCACCCUCAGAAGAGCAUCUUCUGGAAAAAGCAGGAAAGAAAAAGGGAGCAAUCGGCUCUCCAUGGGCAACAGGGACCUGAUGGAGGGCUCCAGUCGUUCCUCUGCCUCACCCUUCAUGCCUUUCUCCUGGUUCAUGGAUAGCAGUAAAGGCUCCGCCUCCUCAGGAAGCACUGCCUCCCCCACCUCCUCCCCCAAGAAUGAGGCCUUCAGCCGCAAGAAAUCUGCGUCCCAGGAAUCCACCCUGAGCGAUGACUCCACCCCUCCCAGCAGCAGUCCGAAGACUCUGAGCACAGCCCCUCCUGAGCCCAAGUGCUCCUACCCCUACCACACCCUGUCGCAGUCAUCUGAUGAGUUCCUGGAUGAGCCUCUAAGCACAGCUUCAACAUGGAGCACUCAGAAAGUGGGCCAGUGGUUGGAGAGCUUGAACCUGGAACAGUACAUGGCAGAAUUUGCUGCUCAGGAGGUGGAUGGCCAUCAGUUGCUGCUCCUUGAUGGAACCAAACUGAAGGCGCUGGGAGUCAGCAACGCCCAUGAUCGGUCUAUUCUAAAGAGAAAGCUGAAGGAGCUGAAUGCAGCAGUCGAGAAGGAGAAGAAAGCUCAGGAAAAAGUGGAGAAACAGAAGGAAAAACAGAAGAAGAAAGAGCGGGAACAGGAACAGAAGAAGAGUUAGAAAAAGAGGGGAAACAUGGGGAUGAUUGUUCCCAGUGCACGUGACUUACACCCUUCCCCUUCUUCACCGAUGGAGCAUUUCUAGGGUGGGGGGGAUGGAUCAUCUACAACCAGAAAAGAGUGGGGGGACAGGGGAGACAAGAAGCCGGUAGGGUCCUGCUGAAGGUUACAGGUUUGGGUGGGGUUUACAGCAAGGCUGAAGUUGCUGUGGGCCCAGGCACGGUGGGGAUAGCUAAGCACCACUGCUGAUGGCAAGAUGGGCCAUGAAGAUGGAGAGGGUGGUAUCUCUGCACAUGGUCGUCCCCCCGCAGCGCCUGGACUGUCCAAUCGCAUGUUCAGUAGGCUAACAAGCCCUCCUGCCUGCUGUGCUGUGGAAGGGUGGUGGCGAUAUUGUUGUUGUACACUGAGCCCUUGCUCUGUGAAUUCCUUCAGAUAACCCCUCCUUACUUUCCUGUCACGUCUACCCCUGUAAUGAUGCUGCCCAUGCCAGAGGCCUAGAAGCGUUCACGCUCAGUGCCAAUUAGGUGGCCUCUCACACCAUCCCGUUCCUAUGAGCCACUGGUGAGCCACAGCUGCCUCACAGGCAGAAACCACACACGGACACGCACACAAUCUCCUGAAAUGCACCAGGAGGAGACAAAUGCACAGCAGUACCCUGUAUGUCUUCCCCUCCCCCACCCACCCCCAAACAGAUUCUGCAUCAGGACUAAUCAGGCAUGGCCCCCUUGACACCUGCCUAGACACCUGCAUUGUGGGGAAAGGGGGGCAGGCUCAAAUAAGAGGAAAAACUGUGUGAGAGAGCCAUAUAUGUCUGGUGAUGCACAACGAGAAAC